Penaeus vannamei (Pacific white shrimp) is the source of this 1767-nucleotide messenger RNA. Lineage: Eukaryota; Metazoa; Arthropoda; Malacostraca; Decapoda; Penaeidae. The record is from RefSeq and is a predicted model, not a curated record.
ACACCAUGGACAGCCUCGGCCUCCAACCCCUGGUCACGAGCCUCAACAACCAAGGUGGGUGGCCUAUGGUGACCGACGGCUGGGACCCGCCCGCCCACUUUGACCUCGCCGCCGCUCUCGUUGACCUUCGCUUCCAUCAACGUCUAUCCGAUUUUUGGGCGUGGGUUGAUGCGAAUGUCUUCAACGUCUCUCGCAGGGUUGUUUACGUCCAAGCAGGCACGGUGCCCCUCGGUCUGGGUCUCAUGAGCCAGGCCACCGACGCCGUCCUGGAUGCCUACCGCGCCUUCAUGACAGCGGCGGCCAAGGAGCUUCGUCAGGAGUUGGGGUCGAGCGCUACUGACGAAAGAGAUCGAGGCGCAGGUGCAGGAGGUGGUGGACUUCGAGAUCGCGUUCAGCAAGGUCAGUUUAACUUCCUGGCCUUCAUGAAGGAGAUGUUCACCAACACGGGGGUCACGAUCAACGAGGACGAACCAGUUAUUUCCUUCAAGAGUCCGUUCUUCGCCAACUUGACUACCAUGCUCGCCAACACGCCUCCACACACGAUCGCCAACGCCAUCGGGUGGUGGUGGGCGUACGACAUCGGGCGCGAGACCACCUACGCCAUGAGGAACAUCAGCUUCGACUUCCAGCAGGCGUUGACGGGGGCGACGGAGCCUUCGCCGAGGUGGGAGCACUGCCUCCCGCAGGCCAAUUACAACCUGGGAUUCGCGCUCUCCAGGGCCUACGUCGAUAGGUUCUUCCCGACGACGGCCAAGGACGAGACAAGCGAGCUGGUGGAGGACCUCCGCGCCGCCUUCAACUCCCUCCUGGAUGAGAACACGUGGAUGCUGGAGGAUGACCUUGCCGUCGCGAGGGAGAAGCUGGCGGCGAUCGACCCCUUCGUCGCUUAUCCGGACUGGAUCAUGGACGACGCCGAACUCACCAACGGAUACGAGGAUCUGGAAAUAUUAUCCGGAAAGGAAUACGAUAAUUUAUUGGCAAUUGGCAACUGGUUCGACAGGAAUUCGCUCGCUUCGCUGAGAGAAGUGCCUGUGCAUUCAUUCCUUUUCCCUCCGACGGUUGUCAACGCAUUCUAUAACCCUCAGGAAAAUACAAUCACCAUCCUCGCCGGGAUCCUCCAGACGCCCUUCUACGCCCACAACACCCUCGCCGCCCUCAACUACGGGGGCAUCGGCAUGGUCAUAGGUCACGAGAUGACCCACGGCUUCGAUAACACAGGGCGUCUCUUCGACAAGCAAGGAAACCUGGUUCAGUGGUGGAGCGACGAGACCAUUGCGGCUUAUGAAGAGCGUGCCAAGUGCUUCGUCGACCAAUACAAUGGCUUUAUUCCUCCUGAACUCAUCGAAGCCGGCUUGAACAUCUCGGUGAACGGCGUGCAAACGGAAGGCGAGAACAUAGCUGACAACGGCGGCAUUCGAGAGGCCUAUAAAGCCUACCAACUGUAUGUCGAACGCUACGGGGAGGAACCGCGCCUUCCCGGGCUCGACGAAUUCACACCCGACCAUCUUUUCUACCUCGGAUUCGCUAAUGUAAGAUGGUUUAUUUGGUGUGUGGUGCGAGCAAAGAACGCCCAAGCGGUCCUGACGCAGCUGGCGGUUGACCCCCACUCGCCAGGGAGAUUCAGGGUGCUGGGUCCUCUCUCUAACGACGCUGAGUUCUCUCGGGUGUGGAACUGCCCCGCUGGUUCGCCUAUGAACCGGGGAGAGGAGAGCUGUCUCCUGUGGUAGGGGCUGGUGGUGGGGAGGUGAGGGAGAGGGGGGUAGAGGG